Messenger RNA from Colossoma macropomum (tambaqui), 3774 nucleotides. RefSeq names its product claudin-34-like. Gene Ontology annotation, molecular function: structural molecule activity. The transcript is spliced from 3 exons. Bases 1302 to 2072 code for a protein of 256 amino acids. NCBI's taxonomy places the organism in Eukaryota, Metazoa, Chordata, Actinopteri, Characiformes, Serrasalmidae. The record is from RefSeq and is a predicted model, not a curated record. Gene Ontology annotation, cellular component: bicellular tight junction; plasma membrane. Gene Ontology annotation, biological process: cell adhesion; bicellular tight junction assembly.
UUCCACUGUGAGAAGAAACAACACAAGUCUAAAAGUAUGUGUAGCUGUCAAGAAAAAGGAAACAGACAAUAAUAAAACUUGUUGUUCUCAGAAUAAUUGACUGACCACCAGAGAGCCCAUCACUCAAUGUCUUUGGCAUAAUUUGAAUCAUGAGAAGCAGAAAAUGCAACCAACUUCUUAGACUGAACUUUGGGGGUAUGGAAAAAUAUCCCUGUAGAUUUCUCUGAAAAACUGAAAGCAAGACUCACAAAAAGAAUGGAAGCUGUGAUAAAGACAAAGGGCUCAGUAAAUACUAAAAAUGAUAAUAUAUCUAGUUGUUCCUGUAUCUUUUUUAUUGAAUAUGUUUUCUGAUGCUGAAAAAGGAAUAACUUGUUCUUGAUGGCUGUUUUGACUGGAAAAUCAAUUGUGUUCUCUGACUUGUAUGCUAGACUGAAUAGUGGAGGAAAUCCAUUUUUUCAUUUGAGCAGAGUGCGACGUAGCCCUCCUUAGUCCAGUUAUCCCAGAAUUUCUACAAAGCUUCCUGGAAUAACCGUCACUUCCUCAAAGUCUUAAAGAGGCUGGGUGGGACCAAGUCACUGUACAACCACAACUGGAAUACCAUUAGUUUCAGAAGAACUUUAUUUAAGCUCCCAAUGCUCAGACACUGUCCCUUCUCUGUUAAUGUGAAUGAGAACCACAAACACAUGGAGCAAUAAACUGUACAUACUGAAAUACGCAGUGUGCUUCUACCACAGUGACAGUAUUAAAUGAUGAGGAUGACAGCCUUUAACUGCAGUUUGGUUUUUUUCUUCUUUACUCAACAACCUGCAAUGCCAAACUACCAACAUAGUUUUGUGCUCUAACUGUAGAUUUCCACACUGAAGCUUUAUAGCUUAACAGCAGAUCUUUAUCAGGAUUUUAUUGUCCAGUAGCAUGCUGCUCUGACCUGACAGUCUCUGUAGGCGUAGAUGUUAUGAUGAUAUGACUGAGGACGUCACCAGCACCUGGGCGAAGUGAGUAUCCACAGUCAAUCAUUGACAGAAACGCAGUUGUGCCUUUAUUUACUCUCAGUCUCUUAGAGGAGGAAGUGAGGUUUUGUGGAGCUUUCAGCAGCAACGUAAAGGAUUCUCAUCACAAGAACUGUUUUCAGAUUGUGGGACGCUGGUGGUUUGUUUGCGAGGUUUCUUGGAGACAGGGAGGAGAAAAACGACGUCCUGAAAGAUCACACUCAGGAAAUAGGAGGAUCCCCCUGACCUGAGAACCGGACGUGUGUCCCAGGGGCAGAAUGAAAGUUGGAGAGUGAGAGCUGGAGGCCCUGCAUCAUGCCAUACCUGGUCCACACCGCCCAUGCCCAGUUUGUGGGGUUAUGGGUGGGCGCGAUUGGCUGGAUCCUCACCAUGGUGGCCAUUGGGCUGGUUCAGUGGAGAAUAUGGGUUGUGUCUGAUCUCACCUUCAUCAACUCUGGCCAGGCCUGGGUGGGCAUCUGGAGGACAUGCUUCUACACCCACGUCCUGGUCACGUCCGAGUACGAGGUCAUGUACUGCCAAAAGAUCCACCUUUCGGACACUUUCACACCGAGCGAGAUUGCAGCAGCUCAGCCGAUGAUGCUGCUGGCCCUCAUUCUGGGGCUUUUUGGUAAUUCCACCGUCAUUUAUGGCCUGAGGAACAUCUACUUUGGCCUGGAUAAGCAGAAACCUAUCACGUUGGCCUUUUCGAUUGGCGGGGGACUUUUAAUUCUUGCUGGGGUGAGCUCUUUUAUACCUCUCUUCUGGAAUUUAAACUCUGUGGCGACCAACCAGACCAUAGACUUCCCCACCAACUUCUACAUGCCCCCAGCUCCUGUUGAUCAGUAUGUUGGGCCAGGUAUCGCCAUCGGCAUUUUCGCGUCCAUCCUGGUGGUGGUAAGUGGGAUGGUGUUUCUGUCCUACAAGUUUCCAGAAGGUCUGAGAACCAAAGCUGAACCUUCUUGCCUUGAGGAAGGCCACUCAGAACUGGGAGAAAAUGGGAUGACACUGUCCCUGAGAUCCACACCGACGGGAAACCAAGAAACAAAGAGCUGCUAUGGAGUGGACAACCUAGCCUUUCAGUCAUAGCAAAACACCUGAACAUGAUUCCUUCAAGUGCUUACUUCCAAAUGCCUCAGCUAGGGGUGCAAAUAUCUGACCUGAUAAUGUUUUAAUUACAUUAGGAUUUGAUUGUUUAGGAAACGACCCAAUACAUCAUUAAAUCUCAGAUUUCAAUUAGUUUGAUAAUAUUCACAAAAAUCUUUCUAAAUACACUAUAUACAGAUGUGACUGAUGGGGAAUUAUUUACACAAUAGCGAAAUAUAGAUAAUAAAACUAUUACAGCGAGGUUUUUCUGUUUGAAAAUAACCCGAAUGGCCAUAAAAGGAAUUACAUAUUUCUUUGAAUACAAUUAUAAUAAAUUCUGAUCUCAUUUAUUCAUCAUAUUCAAAGCCAUGCAUCAAAGUAUUUUUACAGGCCUUGCAUUUUCUCACUGUACCACUUUAAAAGCACUUAUAAAUGUCUGAUAAUAUGAAUUCCUGUCAAUAUGCCGUUGUUGUAUUAGUGGGAAAUUGCGCUGGAUUGUUUACAAGAAGGUUGGAGUGUGAGUAUGAGUAUGGUUAGUGUCAUCUUUGGAGUGAGAACAGUAGUUGGGAAGUUUUCCGCACACAGCUGAGUUUUUAAUGAUUUGACAAUUAACACUCUUCCGUUAAAGGGGCACUCUGGUGAAAUGAAAAACGUACCCAUCCCUGCAUAUGUCGUACACAUGCCUUCUUGCAACCUACACCAGUGCCGUUGGAAUCUCUAAAGUAAGAUUUUCCAAUUUAAGGACUAGGAAAACUCCCUUUAGGUGUUGUGUCAGAGGUAGAAGGAAGCGGCAACUGCUUUGGUGUAGAUUUUUGGGACUGGGCUGUUUUUUUUCUCUCUAGCUGGCAAUUACAAAAAGAUGGCAGAUAGCUAACAUUACUGCUAGCAAGCUGAAUAUCUUAUUACAAUUGUAUAACUGUGGUAGCAGUUUUCAAAUCACCAUUACAAUGAACAGAAUAGACUACUUAAACGACAGAAAUUGCUUGCCAGAUGAAGAGGACAACAAGCUAAAAGCUGAAGUUAGCAAUGUAGCUACCUGGCUAUCUAGAUGCUUUAUCUUAGUUUGGCUUCUUUUCUCUGGCGGAAAGGGUUAAAACGCUGCUGUACAUUUUGAAAAAUAAAGAUAACAGAAUAGAAAAGGUGAGAAUUACACUAAACCUUGCUUGGUUGUAUUUAUUAGCCUGUAGAUCAGUGGCUAGGCUUAGUAGGCUACCAGGAUUGGAUGGCACCACAGGGAUUCCCAGUGAUGCAUGCUGGAUAUUGUAGUGAGAGAGAACAUCGAUGAACGAUAUAACAUGGUGAAUUCUGUCAAAGUGACAUGGCUGAGGUUUACAGAACUCUGCAUAACAUGACAAAUAACAUAUUAAACUCUAGUUUUGGGCUGGAGUGCCCCUUUAAUCACAGCUAUGUAACCAUCUCAGGGAGCCCUACAUAUAGUCAUACGCUCAGCUUUAAGACAAGUUUACUUUGGCCCUUAGUAAGUUUGUUGUCUUUCAUGAAAACGUAAUGACAGAGCUAUGCACUAGAAUGUAUUUUUGCAAGUGUUCAAUGUGUUUUUGAGAUGUAUAUAUUUUUGUGUCAUGCAGGUUUAUAAAUGUGUACAGAUUUAUAUCUUAUUUAAAAAUUUGUCUCGAUAGCAGUGCUAUGUGAUAUUUUAAAUGACUGAUGUAAGUGAAACAAAAUGUGCAUGAAGUGAAUGAAAGUG